Entelurus aequoreus (snake pipefish) is the source of this 1388-nucleotide messenger RNA. It is a transcript of the gene hmgb1a, whose product is annotated as high mobility group box 1a. Gene Ontology annotation, biological process: regulation of transcription by RNA polymerase II. Gene Ontology annotation, molecular function: DNA binding, bending. Bases 170 to 787 code for a protein of 205 amino acids. The transcript is spliced from 5 exons. Gene Ontology annotation, cellular component: nucleus. NCBI's taxonomy places the organism in Eukaryota, Metazoa, Chordata, Actinopteri, Syngnathiformes, Syngnathidae. The record is from RefSeq and is a predicted model, not a curated record.
CUCAGCCGGGCGCCGACCAAUGGUGAGCGAGCACCGUGGAGAGUAACGCUGAGAGAAGCUGGGAGUGAAGACACUGCGUAUCGCCUCACUCCAGCCAGCCAUUGCCAGCAUUUGACAAGCCAGCCUCGGUCUUCUGAUUUUUGCGUGUUAGGUGUUUUACGCGGCCAGGAUGAGGAAAGAUCCCUCCAAACCAAGGGGCAAGAUGUCCUCCUACGCCUACUUUGUGCAGACCUGCAGGGAGGAGCACAAGAAGAAGCAUCCCGAAGCUUCGGUCAACUUUUCCGAGUUCUCCAAGAAGUGCUCUGAGAGAUGGAAGACCAUGUCCGCCAAGGAGAAGGGCAAGUUCGAGGACUUGGCCAAGCUGGACAAGGUGCGCUACGAGCGCGAGAUGGUCAACUACGCCCCCGCCGGCAGAGGCGGCAAGCAGAAGAAGUUCAAGGACCCCAACGCCCCCAAGAGGCCCCCCUCGGCCUUCUUCGUCUUCUGCGCCGAGUUCCGCCCCAAGGUGAAGAGCGAGAGUCCCGGCCUGACCAUCGGGGACGUGGCCAAGAAGCUGGGCGAGAUGUGGAACGGCACCGCCUCCGAGGACAAGCAGCCCUACGAGAAGAAGGCGGCCAAGCUGAAGGAGAAGUACAAGAAGGACGUGGCGGCGUAUCGCUCCAAGGGCAAGGCGGGCAGCGCUCCGGCCAAAGCGCCGGCCAAGGCGGAGAAGAAGGACGACGACGACGACGAUGACGACGACGAGGAGGACGAAGACGAGGACGAGGACGACGACGACGACGAGUAGCGAGGCUUCACGACCCUGUCCGUGCACACGCCCGACCUCCUGGAAGAAGGAAGUGUCAGAGGGGCGAAGAAGGAAUAUCACUUGUUUUUAUGCUGUACAGUUUGUUUGUAAAGUUAACACCACCCUUCAUGUCCUCCACCCACCCUGCCCUAGGACUUAAUGUCCUCCAUCUACCCUGCCCUAGGCCUUCAUGUCCUCCAUCUACCCUGCCCUAGGCCUUCAUGUCCUCCAUCUACCCUGCCCUAGGCCUUCAUGUCCUCCAUCUACCCUGCCCUAGGCCUUCAUGUCCUCCAUCUACCCUGCCCUAGGCCUUCAUGUCCUCCACCCACCCUGCCAUGUCCUCCACCCACCCUGCCCUGUCCUCCACCUACCCCGCCCUAGGGCUUACAGUACUUAGCCUAGCUCCAUGUGCACAGCGCUUAAAACAAAAAAACAACAAAAAAGGAUCUUGAGUGUUUUUUUCUUUGUCUUUUUCAUUUCCUCGUUCUCUGACAAUUGACGUAUCAGUUGUGCUGAUCUUUAUGUACCACUGUAAUAGCAAAGUCUGCUUUAUUGUUCAAAUUUAAAUUGCUUCUGAUGUCAAUAAACAUUUUUUUAAUAA